Messenger RNA from Girardinichthys multiradiatus, 1189 nucleotides. RefSeq names its product lymphocyte cytosolic protein 2b (gene lcp2b). NCBI's taxonomy places the organism in Eukaryota, Metazoa, Chordata, Actinopteri, Cyprinodontiformes, Goodeidae. The transcript has 9 exons. Bases 1 to 690 code for a protein of 229 amino acids. The record is from RefSeq and is a predicted model, not a curated record.
AUGACCCAGCAUGAGCUUGAAGUGUUCCCAAUCAUCUAUGUUCCAAUACUUGCAAAAAUCCAACGAGAUCUUAACAAGCAAGAGAAGAGGAAGGGUUUUGGGUCAAAAUCUAAGACACAGAAUUAUGCAUCCAAAGUGCAGACUGAAGUCUUGGAUUCCAACGAGUCUACGAGUGAAAGGGAGUUUAAUGAGGAACCAGGAGGGGGAAACUACGUCGUUCCUGUUAGUGAGCCACACACAGCGUAUAAUCUACAUAAUCCCAGAGCAAGAGAAGAUCACAGUUUUCAGUCGGUCUUUUCACACUUACCUAAACCGCCUGAACCCCAGAGGACAUCUAAAGUUCCCACAGCUCACUUAUCUAAUUUUCAAGACAAGAACCCAGUAAAACCUCCUGUUCCUCAGAGAAUCGUUUCACAUUUAACAGAGGGCAGUGUUGCUGUGGCUUCUGGCUCACUUGCCAGAAGGCGCCCGCUACCAAUAGUCCCGCAGCAACAUUCAUCUAACAGGGCAAAUCAAAAUCCACAUGUUCCUGUACCAACACAACAUGUUCAGUUAAAGCAAUCGAUAAGAACAUCACAACAGAACUUGGAUCCCACCUGGUACAGGGGAAGAAUAACUCGUAAUCAGGCUGAAUUGUCUCUCAGAGAGGUGAACAAGGUUAGCGGUUGCAUCAUUUUCCCCGUUGAAUAAAUAUAGACACACAUAGAUGAACACAUUUCAAUGAGACAACAACAACAGUCCCAUGAGAUUGUGUGUGGGGUUUUAUAUCUUGAAGGAUGGAGCAUUCUUGGUGAGGGACAGCUCACACGUCUCAACCCAACACCCCUACACUCUGAUGCUGCUAAAUCAAGGCAAGAUUUACAACAUUAAGAUCCAAAGACAAAAUGACUUCUACUUUCUCGGAAAUGGGGCACGUAACACUAAGGUAGGCUAAAAUACAAUGUGAACUAAAAAUAAAACUUCAAAGUUCACAUCUUGUGGCACACCUCAGGGAAUAUCUGCUGCUGACUUGUGCUGCGCUGCGUCAUUAGGUCCCCGUCAUCUUCAGUGUGUGCUGUUGUGCUUUAGAGUUUCCUCAGGGUGAAGGAGAUGAUUAUCCAUCACAUGAACGCCCCGCUGCUCCUCGUAGAUGGCACAGACCAGUGCUCUGAGGAGCAGCCGAAGUGUCGUCUGCUGCACCCUGCGGGAC